AUCCCCUCUCUCUCUCUCUCUCUCUCUCAAUCCCACGCCCUGGUGCAGACAGAAGGUGUGCAGAGAAACGCAGGCAAGCAGAGAAACGGCCCCCCUGGCAGACGCACACAGACUGACACAGCCUUGCAGCUCACAGACACGGCGUCUCCACUAAUACGCCAACAUGUCGGACAAGCCUGACCUGACAGAAAUUGAGAGCUUCGAUAAGUCCAAGCUGAAAAAGACUGAGACCAAAGAGAAGAACCCCUUGCCGACCAAAGAAACCAUUGAACAGGAGAGAAAAGAAGAGUCUUCCACCUGAGAGAAAUGUCCAGCAACGUCUUUUCGAUGGGCUGUCGCCUAAUUCAUCUUCUGUUCCAAUGCGAGAAUUGUGAGGAGGGUGUAAAUUAAAGAGUCCUGUAACCCAGAUUUUAUUAUUGACUUAGGGUUGCCAGAUUCUCGGUUUUGGACCGGAAUGUGUAGUUUUCAAAUUAUUUGCACAGAUCCAGACCUGACAGUAGUCUAUAAAUAUUCGUCUGAAUAAUUGAUUGAACAGUUUCCGCUAGUUUGUAAUGAAUUCCAUCUUCUGUCUCCACUGUUACACUUUUUCUCCUCCUUCUCCUUAACCCUCCACCCCCCACCCUGCAAACUGACAGCAUGCCCGCUCUACGCUAUUAAGCUUCAAGCUGCCCUUUGUCACCUGUGUGUACAUGUGUAUGGUAUCUGGUUUUCUAAAACUCUAAAUCUGGCAACCCUAGCUUAAUUUCGGGCUUGGGUGGGAUGCGGUUGGGAGGACAGUGAUAGUUCCCUUCACUACAUCUCUUCCAAAUAAACUUAAUCUUUAAUUA
Molecule: messenger RNA, 827 nt
Organism: Anguilla anguilla (European eel)
Lineage: Eukaryota; Metazoa; Chordata; Actinopteri; Anguilliformes; Anguillidae
Product: thymosin beta-11-like
Exons: 3
Coding region: 164-301 (45 amino acids)
Biological process (GO): actin filament organization; regulation of cell migration
Cellular component (GO): cytoplasm
Molecular function (GO): actin monomer binding
Source: RefSeq, a predicted model, not a curated record